This is a messenger RNA of Equus caballus (horse), 4587 nucleotides long. It is a transcript of the gene STAMBPL1, whose product is annotated as STAM binding protein like 1. Gene Ontology annotation, molecular function: protein binding; metal-dependent deubiquitinase activity; K63-linked deubiquitinase activity. Gene Ontology annotation, biological process: protein K63-linked deubiquitination. NCBI's taxonomy places the organism in Eukaryota, Metazoa, Chordata, Mammalia, Perissodactyla, Equidae. The record is from RefSeq and is a predicted model, not a curated record. Gene Ontology annotation, cellular component: endosome; membrane.
CAGAAGCGGAGGCGGCACCUAGGGGCCGGGGCAGGGGAGGCCGGGACCAUCGCAGUGACAGUUUCUUUUCCUGCAGCGGCGGCAGCAGGGACGGCUGCUGCAGGCUUGUGAUCGACCGGCCUGCGUGUGGGUUUUCGAGGGAGCUGUGCGCCCCCGGCGCUGAGGAGCCACGGCCACGAAGGGGAGGAGGACGAGGAGGAGAACAACGCACCAGAGCCCGAGCAACUGGAACUAGCAAAGCUCCAUCGGUCUGCAGAGGGGAAGCGGAGGAGGCACGGCUGGGGCAAGCGACCCGGCGCCUCGCGGUUGGGUGCCAUAUCACCCGGCUGCAGUGCCUUCUAGUAAAAAGCCACCGCGGCCCAGGCUGCAGCUGCCAGACGGAUGCCAAGGACACACGGCAGGCGCGGGGACAGCCGCUGCAAUCGCCGUCCCACGCGGGCUCCGGACAUUAGAGGUUGCUGACUUGGGAUGCAGCCUGGGAGAUGGUGCUGGCAUUGAGAGAGGUCAUACACUGGCUGAGAGUGCGUGAUGUGAGGAAGAGAGGGCCGAGGAUUGGAAAAAUAGACCUUUACACCUGCAGGACGUGUGGCACGCCUUUCUAGAUGAAGUGAUUGAGAAGAAACAGUGAACAUCUUCAUUUUGUAGACAGGACACCAUGGAUCAGCCUUUUACUCUGAAUUCUCUGAAAAAGUUAGCUGCUAUGCCAGACCAUACGGAUGUUUCCCUCAGCCCAGAAGAGCGAGUCCGUGCCCUAAGCAAGCUUGGUUGUAAUAUUACAAUCAGCGAAGAUAUCACUCCGCGCCGCUACUUCAGGUCCGGAGUAGAAAUGGAGAGGAUGGCUUCGGUGUAUCUUCAAGAAGGAAACUUGGAAAACGCCUUUGUUCUUUAUAAUAAAUUUAUAACUUUGUUUGUAGAAAAGCUUCCCAGCCACCGAGAUUACCAGCAAUGUGCGGUACCCGAAAAGCAGGAUAUUAUGAAGAAACUGAAGGAGAUUGCAUUCCCAAGGACAGAUGAAUUGAAAAAGGAGCUUUUAAAGAAAUAUAACGUAGAAUACCAAGAAUAUUUGCAAAGCAAAAACAAAUAUAGAGCUGAAAUUCUCAAAAAACUGGAGCAUCAGAGAUUGAUAGAGGCGGAAAGGAAGCGGAUCGCUCAGAUGCGCCAGCAGCAGAUAGAAUCGGAGCAGUUUCUGUUUUUUGAAGAUCAGCUCAAGAAACAAGAGUUAGCCCGGGGUCAGCGCAGCCAGGAAGCCCCAGCGCCAUCGGAGCAGAUUGAUGGGAGCGCUUUGUCCUGCUUUUCCGCACACCAGAAUGACUCCUUGCUGAAUGUAUUUGCAGAUCAACCUAAUAGAAGUGAUGCAACCAAUUACGCUAGCCAUUCUCCUCCCGUAAACAGGGCCUUAAAGCCAGCUGCUACUCUAAGUGCUGUUCAGAAUUUAGUGGUUGAAGGACUGCGCUGUGUAGUUUUAUCAAGAGAUCUUUGCCACAGAUUUCUACUGCUGGCAGAAUCUAAUACAAUGAGAGGCAUAGAAACCUGUGGAAUACUUUGCGGAAAACUGACUCAUAAUGAAUUUACUAUUACUCAUGUCAUCGUGCCAAAGCAGUCUGCGGGACCAGACUAUUGUGACAUGGAGAAUGUAGAAGAAUUAUUCAGUGUUCAGGAUCAAUACAAUCUCCUCACUCUGGGAUGGAUCCAUACACAUCCAACCCAAACUGCGUUCUUAUCCAGUGUUGAUCUUCACACUCACUGUUCCUAUCAGCUCAUGUUGCCAGAGGCCAUUGCCAUUGUUUGUUCACCAAAGCAUAAAGACACUGGCAUCUUCAGGCUCACCAAUGCUGGCAUGCUUGAGGUUUCCGCUUGUAAAAAGAAGGGCUUUCAUCCGCACACCAAGGACCCCAGGCUGUUUAGUAUAUGCAAACAUGUGUUGGUAAAAGACAUAAAAAUAACCGUGCUGGAUCUGAGGUGACAUGUUCCGAAGAUUAGCAUCGUCAACACCAGACACCUACCUAUGGACAUGUGGUUGCCAGAUUUUCUUAAGAUGUUUUCAGAAAUGACUGAUAUUUUAUAUUUAUACAUUUUAGAUCAGGAAGUUUGAUAUUUAUUGCUCUUGCACAUCUGAAGUUUUCUUUUUGGGUGGUUCUGUCUCAAGAGAGGUCACCAUGGUGUUCAAUCAGUACUUAUUAUUGUGCCCAAAUACUAUGACCAGACAAUAAAUUGUGCUGCAAACAACAUGUCUGGUAUUUAUAGAGGUCUCUGCAUACAUUUUCAGAGCUUUAGGUGUUUCACUGUAUUUUUUUUCAUUCCUGUAAAAUAUAAUUCCAGAUAAGAAAUUCUGAGUAUCAGGUGUUCUCCAAGACAGGCCGUCUGUGUCUGCGACUUUUCCUGUGGGUGGUAGAAGGUGAACAGUUUACGCCUGUGAGAAGAAACAUGGCUGCAGAUGGUGGAGCCCAUCCUGUGUUUUCAGUGUCAUCACAUCCCAGGCUCACAGAUGUCCGCAGGCAGACAGUGUAGGAUACCAGAACAGUGAGCUUCUACUUGCGGGUCGGGUAUCAGAGGGCUCCGGGCAGCAGACGAUUCAUCAUCUUGAUUUAGAGGACUAAAAGUGGAGAUGCUGGAGAGAGGAAUGAAAAAAGACUCAGAUAAAAGUAUAAAGCCUGUUACUGUGGAAGUCAACAGGGGUGACAGGGAGAAGAAAUGAGGCAUAGGAAAUGCUGAUAAUUUUCAACCAAAAGAAUGAAUAAGAAAAUAAUUUGGAGGUAGUUGAGGCCUGAGCCUUUCUGAGGCUGGUCCAGACAAAGCCGGGGGAAGAAAGGUUGUGGAUUUGCUGAGUUGCUCCCUUCACAGAGAUCAUUGCUUUUCCAGUAGCGUUGCCUUUCCUUACACUCCACGACUUGUCAAAAGGCUGUAGGUUGUGACCCUUUGGAGGUGUUGAGACACACCAGGGAAGGGUUAGGAAGUCUCCGGGGACACGUGAUGACAGGAGUGAUUUGAGGUGGAAGGGCCAGGGAGAUGCCUCCUCAGGCCUGUGGCUAUUACAACUUAAAUUGCUACCUGAAGAGACUCUCAACAUUGGCCCAAGGCUUUUCAGUUACAGUGAAUGAACAGUGCCCUGCUGAGGGGGAAAAAUAAUUUGGAAAGAGCAGUCAUAAUUAAAAGUAUCUCUAUAUAAAUCUAUGCAGAGGGAAUAGGAAGAAAAAUACAUUUAAACUGAAGAGGAUAUCGUAAAUACACUGCUAUGGUAUUAUUAAGGCUUGGAAUGGGACUUGUGACUGGUACCUAGGUAAUAAAAGCAUUUACCUUGAUCAACAGAUACAGAUUAAAUAGAAGGAAUGGGAGACUUAUGGACUAUGUUGGCAAGUUGAAUUGGUAGGAAAAACCUGAGGGUAGAAACAUUAUGGAGAAAAUUUAGCUGCAAAUAUGAGGAGAGAAGAAUGGAAGUGACAUUUUUGAGGAGCAAAGUCCAACCAUGGCAGAAGGAUAUGGAUGCCUUCUUUCUGAGCAUUUACACAAGACUAACAGGGAGGCACAAGAAACAGUGGUUAGGCUUCAAACGAUCUUAUCAUCAAGUGAACAUCAUGUUCAGCUAAAAGCAGAUCAUAAUAAACCCUGGACUUGACUAACUGAUUGUUUAAUUUCUCUGUAGACAAUUUAAAUGCUAAUCAAUAAGGUUAAACAAAUAGAUUUUGAGUUGACAGAAACAUUGGGACAUUUCCAAUGAUCCUAUAGUGGGUACUUUCAAAGGAGGUAAAGACUGAAACGUAUAGGGAAGUCCCUAGGAAAUCAAAUGCAUGCUCUGCCACCCUAGACAUUGCCAGUGAGGUGGGCACAGGAAGGCAUUAGAAAAAACAGCCUGGCAUCCCAGCAAGCUCGCUGAUUUGCCCAGGUUUCAAAGGAGCCUGUGUAAAAGCUGGAAUGCAGGCACUAAGUCCAAAAGCAAUUCUGAGAAAUGGAUAAAAAUUAGCAACUAAAAAAUAACAGAAGAUUGACUAGGAAUUGUCAGAUGACAAAAAUAAAACAAUUUAGUAAUGAGUUUGAUGUCCUUUUUUUCAAGGGAAAACAAUCCAUGAACUGGGGGUGUACAGAGCCUCCCAGGCAGCAAGCACUCUUCCUCAGGAUGUUUGGGCAAAAGCGAGUUUUAUAGAGCCUUAGAAGAGGCAACACGGAAACAAGAAGAUCGGGGAUUUUCUUAUAAGGUUAGCAGGUUUCUAGGGUAAGGUGAGCUAAAACUGAGUUGGAGAUUGUGAUUGGUGUACGUUAGGUUUCAUUGACAGGUGUUUACCAUAAGUGCAGGAUACCAUUAGGUUGCCAUUUGUGAUGUGGGCCAGGCCACUGGGGCAGCUUCCAUUUUGUGGGUCCCGACAUAUGAAUUAACUUUAUCAGAAUUAACAUAGCUUCUCUGGGAACAAUUCAUAGCUCAUAUUUCUAUUUUAUUAAUAGGUAGGUGCAUUACUCUGCAGAUCAGAAAGAUGGUGCAGGUAUGCUUAGAAGCAGGACAGCAGAGUCUUACGUUCUGCAGUCAGAGAAACUUGGGUCCAAGUUCCUGCUCUGCCAUGUACAAGACAAUGCUUUAUGACAGCAUGAAAACCAGAA